This is a messenger RNA of Brassica rapa (field mustard), 3865 nucleotides long. Its product is annotated as protein NRT1/ PTR FAMILY 2.9. Gene Ontology annotation, molecular function: transmembrane transporter activity. Gene Ontology annotation, biological process: transmembrane transport. Gene Ontology annotation, cellular component: membrane. NCBI's taxonomy places the organism in Eukaryota, Viridiplantae, Streptophyta, Magnoliopsida, Brassicales, Brassicaceae. The record is from RefSeq and is a predicted model, not a curated record.
AAUACCGAUGUCGGGUUGAUGAAUAAGAUAACACAUUACAUUGUAUUUUAUAGUAUCAGAGCCAGAAAAAAUAAUAAUAAGAUAACACAUUACAUUGUAUUUUAAUUCCCUUUUAUAGUAUUUGAAAAUUAAAAGUAUAAACUUUGUAUAUGUUUUAUUGCAUUCAAAACCAUUUGACAAUAAAAAGUAAUAUAUUGUCAAUGUAAGUUAACAACUUUUUCCUUUUCGCAUCUUCAUGUUAUCUAAUAAUACCUACUUAGAUGAAAAGUAAAGGAUAAAUUAUUUGUCCAUGUUAUACAAGAUGAAUUCUUGUGAUUGCAACUUAAUAUUUAUACAAAGGAGAAUAUUACAUUAAGUCAUUCAUUAGCCAUGACAGCCAAAAAAAAAAACGAACCGUGAGCGUUCCUCUUACAACAAACAAACAGAAAAAUGGAAUAUGCGUUUGUUGAUAUAUAAUUAUGAAUGCCAACUCCUGUCCUCUCCUUUUGAUAAAGUGGAGUCUUUAUUAAGUCAAACUAAUAUCUACUCAAAACAAUUUUGUUGGGACCGUUUGGUGUAAUGUCCAAUUAACUUUGGUUCUUUUAGUGAAGUCCUUCACCCUUCCCACUUCUAUAUAUACCUGCAUAUACAUACAUACACGUUACACACAUUUACUGAGAGCAGAACAGAGAGCAAUGGAGGCUGAAAAGACAGAGAAGAAGAUUACAGGGGAAGAUGAUGAUGAGUCUAAGAUCAUCUACAGAGGGUGGAAAGUCAUGCCCUUCAUUAUUGGUACUAACUGAUCCAUAUCUCUUAAACUGUUUUUAACUUAUAUUAUUAAUAUUGAAACAAAACAAGAUUAUAAAGUAUACUGCAACCUUACAAACUAAUAUCGUUGAGAAUAUGAUAUCUUAUUAUUUACAUAAAUAUCAAUUAAUUGAUGAUAACCAAUUUUUUUCUGCUUUUCUUUGUCUACCACGUUUCACUUCUUUUCUUUGCUUUAAAAAUAUUUUAUAUAACAUUUUGAUUAGUGUGUUUUGUCUUAAUGUGUUAGGAAAUGAGACAUUUGAGAAGCUUGGAAUAGUUGGGAGCUCAUCAAAUCUAGUUAUAUACUUAACCACGGUUUUCAACAUGAAAAGCAUCACGGCAGCGACAGUAGUCAACAUCUACUCUGGUACAAGCAACUUUGGCACCAUCGUCGCCGCUUUCCUCUGCGACUCUUACUUCGGCCGCUACAAAACCCUAUCUGUCGCCAUGAUCGCUUGCUUCCUCGGUUCGGUGGCAAUGGACCUAACGGCAGUGAUCAAUCAGCUGCAUCCAGCUAAAUGCGCUAAAGAGAUAGGUAGCGUGUGCAAGGGGCCAUCCAUCGUACAGAUAAUGUUUCUUGCCGGAGCAAUGGUUUUGCUGGUGAUCGGAGCCGGUGGCAUCAGGCCAUGCAAUCUCCCGUUUGGUGCUGACCAGUUUGAUCCUAAGACUAAAGAAGGGAAACGAGGGAUUGAGAGUUUCUUUAAUUGGUAUUUCUUCACCUUCACGUUUGCUCAAAUGGUGUCGUUAACGGUCAUCGUCUACGUGCAGUCGAACGUGAGCUGGAGCAUCGGUUUAGCCAUCCCAGCUAUCUUAAUGUUUCUUGGUUGCAUCAUCUUCUUCUCUGGUUCUAAGCUUUAUGUCAAGGUUAAACCUAGUGGCAGUCCUAUUCACAGCAUAACACGCGUCAUCGUAGUCGCAAUCAAGAAAAGGAAGUUGAAUCUCGUUGGUUCGAUGUACAACCACACUGCAAAGGACUUCAGGAACUCGAAACUGAGCCAUACAGAGCAGUUUAGGUUCCUUGACAAAGCGGCAAUCCAAACGCCAGACGAUAAGCUGAACAUAGACGGCUCUCCGGCGGAUCCAUGGAAGCUCUGCAGUAUGCAGCAAGUGGAGGAAGUGAAAUGCGUGAUUCGGGUGCUUCCAGUUUGGCUCUCAGCAGCCUUGUUCUAUGUAGCUUAUAUACAACAAACAACCUACACAAUCUUCCAGUCUCUUCAAUCCGAUAGACACCUCGGUUCAAAGAGUUUCCAGAUCCCUCCCGCCACUUAUACAGUCUUCUUGAUGCUUGGAAUGACGAUAUUCAUACCUAUCUAUGACCGCGUCCUUGUACCUUUCCUUAGAAAGUAUACAGGUAGAGACAGCGGUAUCACUCAACUGCAAAGAGUUGGAGCAGGAAUGUUUCUAUGCAUCACAAGUAUGAUGGUGUCAGCAACUGUAGAGCAACACAGAAGAACUGUAGCUCUCACAAGACCGCCACUAGGCUUUGCACUAAGGAAAGGCGCAAUCUCUUCGAUGUCCGGUAUGUGGCUGAUUCCUCAGCUAGUGCUAAUGGGUGUUGGGGACGCUCUAGCUGGAGUUGGUCAGAUGGAGUUUUACUAUAAACAGUUUCCAGAGAACAUGAGAAGUUUCGCUGGUUCUUUGUAUUAUUGUGGGAUUGGAUUGGCGAGUUACCUCAGCAGCUUUCUGCUAUCAGCUGUGCAUAAUAUCACAGAGGGAUCUUUGGGUGGGAAUUGGCUUCCUGAAGAUCUAAACAAGGGAAGACUGGAGUAUUUUUACUACUUUGUUGCUGGUAUGAUGACUAUAAACUUUGCUUAUUUCUUAUUAGUCUCACAUUGGUACCGUUACAAAGAUGUUGUGGCCAAGGACAAUGACAUAGAUAAGGUUUCAGUGUAAUAACUAUUCCCUCUUUGGGUUUAGGAUUUUGAGUUGGGUUUGAGAUGAAUAAAGAUACACAACCUUUGAACAAAACAUUACAUAUAAAUACAACCCAAAAUGUUUGUAUUGAAAGAAUUUUAUGUUUACCACUUUCAUGGUACUACUUUUCAUCUUUACCAUCACUAAAGAGAUAUUUUCAAAAAAUACAUUCUUCAUUAAAUGGUAAAAGAUUCUUAUACCCUUGUUAUCUAUAUAUAAUAAAUUAUUAUUUAAAUAAAUAAAUAAAAUAAAACAGAAAAUAAAUAUUGUUUUAUGUUUUCGAAUUAUACUUUUUCAAAUUCAAACUUUUUUAUAAUUUUUUUUUUCAAAUUGUUUUUUAUUUUUUUCAAAAUUUCUUUUUGAAAAUCGAUAAUUAUGUUUGAAACUAUUUUUUAAUUUUUUUUUUAAUUUUUUAAGUAUUUAUUUAUAUAUUUAUUAGAAUCCUAAAUUUCACAUUUCAAAAACUCUUCUCUACCUCUCAAAUCUAAAUCCUAAGUAUCUAGAUUAGUUAACCCGAGGAGUAAAAGUGUCUUUUAUCCUUCAUUAAAGGUGAGGGUAAAAGUGAUUAGUGUAAACAUGAAAAAUAGUACUAUGAAUAUUGUAUUUGUGGCAGUUUCUCGUAUUAGAGUUGAUUUUAUUAUUGAAACUAAAUUACAUAAAACUCUUACAAUUCAUAAUAACUUCACGGAAUCUAUUUACCAUGGGCUGAGACUGAACCAAGAAGGAAACCGGUUAUGAACCUUCAAGAAAACGAAACCAAAUUCUUUCGGAUGAAUUCAAGUGAUUGUAUAAUAAUAACUUAGUAUUAUACUAACCUUUAGCUUUCUUCAACAUCUUCAUGUCCAGCUCCUUCACCACAGUACUCCAAAGCUUCAAGAGGCCACAAGCCAAUCUUACACGACUACCAACACCCAUUUUGUGAUUUUUAUUUUUGUUUUGCUUUCUUUUUUUGAUAGUAUGUUGUAUAGCUAUAUAUAAGAGGAGACAAGAGUAGGCUUCAGCUUGAUGAGUAAGUAAUAUUAACUUUUGGUUUUUGUCCUUACGCUCUGAAGGGCCUCCAUUGAGAAUUUGAGAGCAUUGUUUCGCUUGACCAUUUUUCUCUUAGGGCAUUUAACCUUGAUUUGUACUUGUUAAACUUUUCAUUCAUACUUUUGUUUGUUUUAUU